AUCCACUUUGGCCAAAAAGAAUGUGGCGGGGAUAUAUAAUGGUUUAAGAGAGAAGCCUCGGCUCCGGCUGUGGAUACCUAAAGCAGAUGGAGUCUUCAAGGUAUGACUGCUCUUGUGACCGGCGGAGCAGGAGGAAUCGGGCAUGCCAUAGUAGAGGAGCUAGCCAGUUUUGGGGCCAAAAUCCAUGUCUGCGACAUAUCUGAAACGCUGCUCAAAGCAAAUUUAAGCAAAUGGGAAAAGAGAGGGUUUCAAGUGAGUGGUUCAAAAUGUGAUGUAUCCUCUCGUCCGGAGAGGGAAACACUCAUGCAAACCAUCUCCUCACUAUUUGAUGGCAAGCUUAACAUUCUUGUGAACAACGCUGGCGCGAUUGUCACAAAGCCAACAACAGAAUAUGUGGAAGAUGAUUUCUCCUUCCUUAUGUCAACAAACGUGGAGUCUGCUUUUCAUCUUAGCCAGCUUUCGCAUCCUCUCCUAAAGGCUUCAGACUCUGGAAACAUUGUUUUCAUUUCCUCUAUGGCAGGGGUGGUAUCAAUUGACUGUGGUUCCAUCUAUGGUUUAACCAAAGGAGCUCUGAAUCAGCUAGCAAGAAACUUGGCAUGUGAAUGGGCGAGAGAUGGAAUAAGAGCCAACGCUGUUGCCCCUAAUUUUAUCAACACUGCUCUCGCUCAAGCUUAUCUUGGUGACACCAAUUACAAAGAGGCAUUGUUUAGUAGAACUCCACUUGGUCGAGCAGGAGAACCAAGAGAGGUUGCAUCACUUGUGGCUUUUUUGUGUCUACCUGCAGCUUCAUAUAUAACUGGUCAGACCGUUUGUAUUGACGGAGGUCUCACUGUAAAUGGCUUCUCCUACCAGCCACAUGCUUGAGCCAAGUAUUGUAUGUUGUCAGUCCAAUGAAACACAGUAAAACAAAUAAAACGCAGUAUAGUGCAUAAAUAUACGAGUGUCUUAAAACAUCAUACAUCUUAUAAUUGUACACCCAAAAUAUGUUACAUCUUCUACCAAACUACAAUGAGUGAUAGAUUUA
Capsella rubella is the source of this 1024-nucleotide messenger RNA. Its product is annotated as tropinone reductase homolog At2g29330-like. The transcript is spliced from 6 exons. The coding region runs from base 103 to 864 and encodes 253 amino acids. Gene Ontology annotation, molecular function: oxidoreductase activity. The record is from RefSeq and is a predicted model, not a curated record. NCBI's taxonomy places the organism in Eukaryota, Viridiplantae, Streptophyta, Magnoliopsida, Brassicales, Brassicaceae.